Messenger RNA from Thalassophryne amazonica, 2214 nucleotides. RefSeq names its product FIP1 like 1b (S. cerevisiae) (gene fip1l1b). Gene Ontology annotation, cellular component: mRNA cleavage and polyadenylation specificity factor complex. The record is from RefSeq and is a predicted model, not a curated record. Gene Ontology annotation, molecular function: RNA binding. The transcript is spliced from 15 exons. NCBI's taxonomy places the organism in Eukaryota, Metazoa, Chordata, Actinopteri, Batrachoidiformes, Batrachoididae. The coding region runs from base 176 to 1789 and encodes 537 amino acids.
CCGGGGUUACGCGGACUCGCAGAGGUUAGAAGCGAUUCUAUGAAGCUGUUUGCUUUUGUAAAUAACUGCGUUUAUUCGCUCAGUACAAAGUUUGUCUACGCAGUUCAGCGAUUGGUGCGCUGUAGUGCGUUCUGGUAAAUCUUUUAUUGGUUUUGGUGUGUAGUUUUAGUUGAAGAUGUCUGCUGAAGAAGCUGAUAAAACGGCAACCACGGAUGCUAGCGGCGGAGACGAGGAGGAGGAAUGGCUGUACGGAGAUGAGUCUGAGAGCAAAGAGGAAGAUGAAGAAGCUAAACUGAAUGCUGCUGUCAGCACACCUGCUGAUGCCCCAAAAGAAGAAGAGGAGGUACAUGCUACGGGAAAUGGAGUCGCCUCAGAGCCAAGCGGUGAAGCUGCUGGUGAGGAUUUAGACAGCGACAGUGACAGUGAUGAUGACGACGAUGAUGUUCGCGUUACCAUCGGAGACAUUAAAACUGGAGCGCCACAGUACACAUCUUAUGGAGCUCCACCUGUUAACCUCAACAUAAAGACAACGAGCUCCAGACCUUAUGGGCAAGUUUCCACCAAGCUGAAGGGAGUUGAUCUGGAUGCUCCUGGAAACAUCAAUGGGGUUCCAGUGUUGGAGGUCGACAUGGAGUCCUUUGAAGAGAAACCUUGGAGGAAACCAGGAGCGGAUCUGUCGGACUACUUUAACUACGGCUUCAAUGAGGAUACAUGGAAGGUUUAUUGUGACAAACAGAGAAGGCUGCGGACGGGUGGGGACAUGUCCACUGUCAGCUCAGUGACCAGCAAAAUCACUGUUCAGCAAGGCAGGAUGGGUAAUGACAAGGACAUGUCCAGUUUAGUUACUCACACCUCCAAGUCAGACUUCACGUCUCCCGUCAACCUGUAUAAGUCGACCAUCAGCCAGGUCACCAGGAAACCAAGUAGUACCAUAGACGUGAUUGGUGGUCAGACUGCUACAAUCAGCAGGGUUGAAGGCCGACGCAGACACAACCUCGAGGGAAACAAUAUCCAGGUGAUCUCUGAACACACCACCUCAGAGGCUGAGACCACUUCCGCCAAGAUGCCCACCUUCUUCCCACCUGGGCCUCUUCCACCCAGCAUGCCGCCGCCUCCAUUCCUCCCACCGCCACCCAAUGUUAGCACUGCGCCUCCACUUAUCCCCCCGCCUCGAUUGCCCAUUACUAUCCCUCCCCCUGGUUUUCCUCCUCCACCGAGUGCUCCCCCUCCUAUGAUCUCCACCAUUGACAGUGGUCACACUGGAGGUUAUGAUGGCCGCUCCAUCCCUCCAUACCCAUUCACUCAAGGUUCAUACCCUCCACCCGUGUCGGGGGGAGUGCCCCCUCCUUGGCCCCCCUUGAUGGAGAGCGCUAAACCCUGGGACUACUAUCCCCGUAGAGAUGACAAGAGGGACAAAGAAAGAGACAGAGACCGAGACAGAGGCAGAGAGAGGACACACGAACGGGAGCGAGAGCACAGCCCGUCAACAAUGAGUUACGCCAGUGAUGAGGAGCGAUAUCGUUACCGUGACUACUCAGAUCGUAGUUACAGCGAACGGCAUCGGACGAGUCGAGAAAAAGAGGAAAGGCACAGAGAGAGGCGGCACCGGGAGAAAGACGAGGGACGCCACAAGUCCUCUCGCAGCAGCAGCAGCAGGAGGAGACACGACAGCGAGGAGGGGGACAGCCACCGGAGGCACAAACACAAGAAGAGCAAGCGGAGCAAGGAGGGCAAAGAGGUCAGCGAGGACAUCGGCGCAGACCAGGAGAACCAGGAGGUCAUGGAAUGAUCAGUUGCCGCUUGCUCCCACCCCCUGCAAGAUGAAAAAGGGGAGGGAGGAGCUGAACACAAAGCCGGGAAAUCGAGAAGUGAUUGAUGUGUCCCGUCACUGCAUCUCUCCAUCAGUCUUCAUUCUCUUCCAUCUCCCUGUGGUUAGUCGUCACCACAGCUGCAGAUGAAGAAUGGACAGAACAGAGAGGAGAUGCUUGUCCUUUUACUUUGAACCUCCUCCUCCUCCUUUCCAUCCAGCCCUGUCAGCCCCGGCGUCUCUCUGUCCUCCUCCUCCCACCCUUGCUUGUUCUCUGCAGAUUUAGCUCCUUUUUUUGUUUUUGUCCUGUGUGAAGACAUCAUUAGAAACCUGUCUUUAUGUUCAAUUAAAAUAACUUUUGAUAAAAUGUCAUUUAGUUUAUUUGGAAUAAAUUGUCCAGUAGUCCA